Messenger RNA from Acanthamoeba castellanii str. Neff, 195 nucleotides. RefSeq lists its product as uncharacterized. Bases 1 to 195 code for a protein of 64 amino acids. The transcript has 4 exons. The record is from RefSeq and is a predicted model, not a curated record. Lineage: Eukaryota; Discosea; Longamoebia; Acanthamoebidae.
AUGAGAGUGUUCCACAUCAUCGAAGAGAAGGACAAGAUGCCGCUCAUCAUGAAGGUCGACCUCCGCAAGAAGACCCUCGACCUGUUGGUCGAAUGGAUUCGACGAUUCUCGUACAAGGACUUCACCGAGAACGGCGACAAGACCCUGUUCAAGAAACUGACCAAGUUCAUCAAAUCUUCAAGCUUCUCUUCAUGA